ACUUACUUUCGUUUUUUUGUCGAUGUUUUCAAGACAAGUGUACUAUCCAUUUUCCGGUGGACAGGGCGAUUCUGUGAAGUUUUACCUGUUAACGAGGGUGUGCAAGAGCGAUGCUAGGAGCGGGAUCGCGCGGAGACAGGCAUGACUAUGAUCGCGACCGGGAGCGAUAUCAUGAGAGCAGACGUGACGAGGACUCUGGCCGAGAACGGACUGGCGACGAUAGGCGGGAUCAGCCUGUGGAAUCUCGACAAGAUCGAAGUUAUACGGAACCACCGAGACGUUAUGCACCGGAGCAGCUAGCGAGGGAACAAGAGGAACAUUUGGCUCGAGUACGGCGAGAGGAGCGACGGCGCAUGAAGAAAGAAGAAGAAAAGCGGAAGGAGGCUGAGUUUCGCGAAGGGCUAAGGAAGGAAUUGAGAAUGGAAGUUCGCAUGCAUGUUGGAGGGGCAUCCGAGGAGCUACACCAGCGAUUAUUCGGAAGCUUGUCGAAGAGUAAGGGGAAAAACAAGCUACCAGUAUACAGUGGAUCAGACGACGACGAAGAAAGCGAUGAUGACAGCGAUUUUGAGGCCUUGAGCAAAAAAACAGGAAGCCUAGAGAUCAACGAUAAACGCAAGCACAGUGUCGAACGCGUCAUCAGCGAUAGCCCUCCGAUGGUGACCCUUGCUAAGCGACCGACAAAACGUGGCACGCUGUUGCCGAUGCGUCUUGCGCUCAGCUGUCGGCAUCCGCCUAUGAAGCGAUCGCCGGACAAGAAGACUCUGGGAGGAACCAUCGCUAAGAUUAAGAAGAUACCCGCCACGAUGGGUAAUCCAGGGAAACUACGCUAUGUUAAAGAGAACCUUCGGGUGUUGGGUGGAAUGAAUGUUGAUGAGCUGAAACAGAUAUGUCGAGAUAAGGAUGUGCGCUUCGAAGGCAACAAGAAGAAGAUGGAUACUAUCCUAGCUAUUACCGAGAAACGCACACACGAGGCAUAUGGCACUAACAAGGAGGAGGAAGAGACUACCGAAGGCACCACGACUGGGAUCUAAGAUGAUCCUACCGAUAAAGAGUCGCAUCAGCC
This is a messenger RNA of Chara braunii, 1063 nucleotides long. Lineage: Eukaryota; Viridiplantae; Streptophyta; Charophyceae; Charales; Characeae. The record is from the annotation of a GenBank genome assembly.